Molecule: messenger RNA, 2704 nt
Organism: Gadus chalcogrammus (walleye pollock)
Lineage: Eukaryota; Metazoa; Chordata; Actinopteri; Gadiformes; Gadidae
Gene: mapta
Product: microtubule-associated protein tau a
Exons: 11
Coding region: 583-2556 (657 amino acids)
Biological process (GO): microtubule cytoskeleton organization; neuron projection development
Cellular component (GO): neuron projection
Molecular function (GO): microtubule binding
Source: RefSeq, a predicted model, not a curated record
UGUAUAUAUUUUUAAAUGAUUGAAUAUUGAGUCAUUAGUGUUUUCACUGUAUUUGUUUCACUUCAAAUAAUCUACAUAUAUUUAAAUUAAAUAAUAUAACCUUUUAGAUGAUGUGCUUAAAAGAAACAAUAAGUAUGCAAUAUAUAUAAACAUCCAUGACCAUGGAUGUUUAUAUAGUAUAUAAUGACAUAUACAAUUAUAUAAUAUAUAAGUAACCAUGGUCAUAGAUGUUUUCGUGUUGCACCUUGAGAAUCCAAUUUCCUUUGAGCACCUUUGAUGCGGAAACAGAAUACAACUAUGACUUGCAAUGGCACAUCUCAUCCACCGGGGGCGACGUGUACCACAUCUCUGUUGUGCGGCAUUCAGUCCCUGGUGAUGUCAUUGAGAGAACUCCGAUACACCCUGACCUCAUUCAUCAUUCAUCCUCAUGAGUCAUGGUCCUUGUUGGUCACAUGGUCACUGUUUGUUUGUGUUGUCAUUCACUCACUUUUGAUUUCUCCGUAAUCUGCCUCCAUCAACUGCUCUUCUCCCUGUUCACAACUUGGUUUUCCACCAAUGGGGAUCUGGUGCGGCGUGCUGUAAAUGUCAACGCUAAUCUGCUUUCUAAAAGAGCAAACGGAGCCCGACAUUAGCACCACUAGCACCAUUAGCGAGCUAGCUCCAGCCACGGAGAGCGACCCAGGGCCCGGCAAGGGGGCCAAUGGGAAGGGGGAUCGCCUCAGGAGCCCUGGAGCUGAGGAAGAGGACGCUGGAGUGAUGAUGAAGGAUGAGAGUGGGAGGAGUAUGACUGACCCUUCAUGGCCGUCCCAGGACCCGGGGUGCAGCGCCGUGGCCGGGGACCCCCUGGCCCACGGCGGGAGCCCCGGAGUGCCCGACUCCCAGCGAGCCAUCAGCCUAGACGCUGCCGAGUGCCUGGAAGAGUCCAACCAGGCUCUGGUCCGCAGCGCCGCCCUGGAGGACCUCACCUCCAUCGGGGAGAAGAAGAGGCUCUGGGGCGACCCGGGGCAAGAGGACGACUCGCAGCCACGGCAACCCCCGGCAGAACACCAGCCUCCUCCUGAAGAACAUCGGACCGUGAACGGGGCGAGCAAUGGGGUCACUUCAGAACAUCUGCAUUCCCCCGACCCCACGAGUUGCGAGGUGGCUCCGGACGACCCCUCAGAAGAACCCUUAGAACGGCCCUCAGACCUCGAGGGGAUGCGUGAGGCCCCACACGCUGCACACCUCAACGGGGGAUCUGACGAGGGACAGAGAGCAGACCAGACGACGGGAGACGAGGGUGAGGGGAGGGCAGAUGUUUGUACGGAGUCACAGGUGAACGAUGUCACAGAGACCUGCAGAUCGACCGAAAACCUCCAGAAAAGCAGUUCACCGGCCAGAAGGUCGAUGGUGCCGGUCCCUGUGGUUAAAGCAAAGAUUGACAACACUGGAGAGAAAAAGACCCAACCCGCGACCACAGCUAGGCCCAGGUCUUGCCCUAAAAAGGUGCCUGCGUUACCCAAAGGCUCCGUAACUCGGGCCCCGCCCUCAAAUGGGACAGGCUCCAACCCCAGGAAGCCAGUCACUGCAGACCAGAGUCAGUGCAGACCUGCAAGUGCUACCAAACCUCAAGUUCCAGGAGCCAAGAUUCCCGCCAAAACAGUAGACGGCGCCAGUGGCCAGAGCAGCCCCAGCACCCCCAAGUCCCCGGGCAGCAUGACCCGGGCCGCGCUGGAGGCCAACAAGGUGAAGAAGGUGGCGGUGGUCCGCUCAAGCCCCAAGUCCCCUGGCUCGAUGAAGAGCCGCUCCCCGGCGCCGCUGGCCGCCGCCGCCCCUCUGCCGGACCUGAAGAACGUCCGCUCCAAGAUCGGCUCCACAGACAACAUCAAGCACCAGCCCGGCGGGGGAAAGGUGCAGAUCCUUGACCAGAAGAUCGACGUUAGUAAUGCCCAGGCAAAGUGUGGUUCUAAAGCCAACCUCAAGCAUGUGCCAGGAGGCGGCAAUGUUCAAAUCCUGGACAAGAAGAUAGAUGUGACCAAUGUCCAGGCCCGCUGUGGCUCAAAGGCCAACCUGAAGCACACACCUGGGGGAGGAAAGGUACAAAUUCUUGAACAGAAGCUGGACUUAAGCAAUGUGCAGUCUCGCUGUGGAUCCAAAGAUAAUAUUAGGCAUGUGGCCGGAGGAGGCAAUGUGCAAAUCGUGCACAAGAAAAUUGAUUUGAGCAACGUUCAGUCCAAGUGUGGUUCAAAGGACAACAUUCGCCACAAGCCAGGUGGUGGAAAUAUUGAGAUCAAGCAUGACAAAGUUGAUUUCAAAGUACAGUCCAAAAUCGGCUCUCUGGACAACAUCGGCCAUGUUGCAGGAGGGGGCGGGAGGAGGAUUGAGUCCCACAAACUGACCUUCCGCGAGACGGCCAAGGCCCGCACGGACCACGGCGCCGAGAUCGUGUCUCUGGAGGACUCCCCCCGCCAGCUGAGCACCGUGUCGUCCUCCGGCAGCCUCAACAUGACCGACUCCCCGCAGCUCUCCACACUGGCCGACCAGGUGUCCGCCUCCCUCGCCAAGCAGGGCUUGUGAACCAGCAGCCCCACCCCCCCGGAAGAGCCCAGCCUUCCUCGGCCCCUAGCCAACAGUUUUCUAUCUUAAUUUAGCUCCCUCACAGAUAUCCCAAACCUUCAAGGUGUUACUUAAAAAGAAAAAAAAAGAAGGUAAAGAAUGUUGGCCA